AUGGUUCGCGGCGCCUUCUCCGCUGUCUUCGCUGCAGCAGCCCUCGCUGGCACCGCCUACGCUGGCGCAAAAUGCACAAAGGACAGCCACUGCCCAUCAGAGACACCGUGCUGCUCGCUAUACGGCGAUUGCGGUAUCGGCGCUUUCUGCCUUGGCGGUUGCGACCCGCUCAUGUCGCACUCCUUCGAUUCUUGCGUACCCGGUCCCGUCUGCAAGUCCGGCACAUACGCCCUCGACUCGCUCAGCAAUGUUCAGAGCAUUGACAAGUACCUCGGCGACUCGUCCAAGAUCGACUGGCAGUCGCAGGGCAUGCCCGCCAUCUACACUGACCCUAGCAGCGGCAAGAAGUCGACUCUCUUGACUAUGGCAGAGGGCACAGUUGGAACUUUGUUGGCAUCAACACAUUACGUUUGGUACGGCAAGAUCUGCACCAAGGCCACCACAGCUCAGGGCAAGGGUGUCGUGACGGCCUUCAUUCUCAUGUCUGACGUUAAGGAUGAGAUUGACUUUGAGUGGAUUGGUAUCGACACCUCGCACGUCCAGUCCAACUUCUACUCCCAGGGCGUCACAGUUUACACGAACGGUAAGAACAUGACUGUACCUGGAGGCAACACCGUCCAGAAUAUGCACGAGUACUGCAUCGACUGGAAGGAGGACUCGCUCACCUGGUCCAUCGACGGCAACGACCUGCGCACACUCAACCGCAAGGACACAUGGAACGGCACCUCUGGCCGCUUCGACUACCCACAGACACCCUCCCGCAUCAUGCUUUCGCUCUGGCCCGCCGGUCUGCCCACCAACGCGAAGGGUACUAUCGACUGGGCUGGUGGUGAGAUCGACUGGAACAGCCCCUACAUGCAGAACGGCUACUACUAUGCUCGCUUCCAGGAACUCACCGUCGACUGCUACGACGCACCAGACGGCACCAAGAAGUCUGGCUCCAAGAGCUACAAGUACAACGACUACGCCGGUACCAACAACACCGUCGAAAUCACAAAUGACCAGGUCAUCCUUGGCUCGCUCAUGGGCACUGGCGAGAACCCUGGCGAUGCACCUAAGUCUGGCGACUCCGAGGCGACACAAACAGCAGAUGUUGCCAACGUUCCCGGUGGUAACGUUGGAGGUGGUAACCGCGCUGAGGAGACUUCCACGCAGGCUGCUACAGGGACAGGCAGCGGCGCGCAAGCUACAGGAGACUCCGGCAGCGAUAGCGGUAGCUCCACACAGUUCGUCCAGGGCAGUAGCUCAACAGAGCAAAGCACUGGUGCUGCGGCGAGCAUCGAGCCAAAGCUUGCUGGCUCGAUUCUUGCUGUUGUCGUUGCCAUUGCUGGUUUGGCUGCUGGACUGUAG
This is a messenger RNA of Macroventuria anomochaeta, 1350 nucleotides long. RefSeq names its product glycoside hydrolase family 16 protein. NCBI's taxonomy places the organism in Eukaryota, Fungi, Ascomycota, Dothideomycetes, Pleosporales, Didymellaceae. Gene Ontology annotation, molecular function: glycosyltransferase activity; hydrolase activity, hydrolyzing O-glycosyl compounds. The transcript has 3 exons. Gene Ontology annotation, cellular component: fungal-type cell wall. The record is from RefSeq and is a predicted model, not a curated record. Gene Ontology annotation, biological process: carbohydrate metabolic process; fungal-type cell wall organization. The coding region runs from base 1 to 1350 and encodes 449 amino acids.